This is a messenger RNA of Leopardus geoffroyi (Geoffroy's cat), 5599 nucleotides long. It is a transcript of the gene ZMAT4, whose product is annotated as zinc finger matrin-type 4. Gene Ontology annotation, molecular function: zinc ion binding; nucleic acid binding. Lineage: Eukaryota; Metazoa; Chordata; Mammalia; Carnivora; Felidae. The transcript is spliced from 8 exons. The record is from RefSeq and is a predicted model, not a curated record. Bases 186 to 1016 code for a protein of 276 amino acids.
CGUCGGCGCCAGCAGAUAAUUGCUAAGUGCAUCGCUAGCACAGUUGGGCCGAGCUGCCGAAAGGUCUGGUCGCAGAGACGGGAACGCGUAAUCCUCAGCGUGCUCCAUCCCGACAGCAUCGUUCCACGGCUCGGCAGGGCAGCGAGCCUCUGGCCACCAGCCCCUCUGCUCCGCGGAAAAGCCUGAUGAAGUCCUCCGAUAUCGAUCAGGAUUUAUUUACAGACAGUUACUGCAAAGUGUGCAGUGCACAACUGAUAUCCGAAUCUCAGCGCGUGGCUCAUUACGAGAGUCGAAAACAUGCAAGCAAAGUCCGACUGUAUUACAUGCUUCAUCCCAGGGAUGGCGGGUGUCCUGCCAAGAGGCUCCGGUCAGAAAAUGGAAGUGAUGCUGAUAUGGUGGAUAAGAAUAAGUGCUGUACACUCUGUAAUAUGUCCUUUACUUCGGCAGUGGUGGCUGACUCACAUUAUCAAGGCAAAAUCCAUGCCAAAAGGUUAAAACUGUUGCUAGGAGAGAAAACCCCAUUAAAGACCACAGCAACACCCCUGAACUCACUGAAGCCUCCGAGGGUGGACACUGCUCCCGUGGUCACAUCUCCCUAUCAAAGAAGAGAUUCAGACAGAUACUGUGGGCUCUGUGCAGCCUGGUUUAACAAUCCUCUGAUGGCCCAGCAACAUUAUGAUGGCAAGAAACACAAAAAGAACGCAGCAAGAGUUGCUCUAUUAGAACAGCUUGGGACAACUCUGGAUAUGGGGGAACUAAGAGGUCUGAGGCGCAAUUACAGAUGUACCAUCUGCAGUGUCUCUCUAAACUCCAUAGAACAGUAUCAUGCCCAUCUGAAAGGAUCUAAACACCAGACCAAAAGCAAGUCACUGGAUCCAGUCCACACUCAAAGGGAGGGGAUCUCAACAGGACAAGGAUACCAGGAUGCAAGGAUCUUUGGAAAGCACUUCUCAGAUGCAGCUUACCUUGGUCUGCCCUCUGGGCCAUCCUUUUUCAUGAAAGGCUGUGCACCCUGAAGAAUAAGUAGUGAAAACAUCAAUCAAGAGAUGAGAAAAAAAUGUCAGGAUUUCUCUGCCGUGGAGAAUUGCUUAUCAACUACCAGUGGAGGAUUCUCUCUUGAACAAUGAACAUUUCUUAUGAGGAUUCACAAAUUAACAUAUGACUAAUCUUGGUUUUGGAAGUGAAUGAGCUUUCUUUCUUUCUUUCUUUCUUCCUUUCUUUCUUUUUCUUUCUUUCUUUUAAUUUUGUGGUAAGUUAUGAUAUCUGGAUGGAUUUUUAAAUUCUUUCCUGAUAAUCUAUUUAGUACAUGUUCUAAAUUAUAACCCUAUAGCAAACAGUGGGAACAUCAUUCAAACUUGAAGACAGUGGGAAGAUCUAAAUGUCCAAUUUAUUCUAGAUUUCUUCAACACAUAAAUAUUCCAUGAAAUCUUUGAUGACUGAGAUGUAGAGCACCUCCAUCAAGAAAGAAACAUUAUUUGUUCAUCAUGCUGAACAUGAUUGGCAGCAACAUGCACAGAACCAGAAUGAGUCACUGUUAGUAGAAGAUACAUAACGGACAUAAAUUCUCCUCCUUCAUUUCACCUUCAAAACUGCGAGCCGGGUUUGCCAUCUAAACGAGAAUAAAGAGGGUGGAUAAAGGAAGAAUCCCCAUCCUUUUUUUCUGAUCAUUCAAAGAACAGUUUCUCAAGGUUAAGCCAAGUUCUCUUUGCAAGCUGCCAAAAUAAUAGCUUAGGAAGAGAAUUCGUCUGCCUGCAUGAUGAUCCUCUUAGGCAAAAAUGUCUGAAUAGCAGCUGACCUUGAUGAAAUGUUUUCCCAAAGGCAUCCAAGAAAAGAAUUACAAACCCUAGAAUGAGAGGGAAAUAAAUGAACAUUUCUUAUGAAGUUGACCCGAGUUGUGGGUUUUGACGUGGGGUGUUGGCAAUUUGAGAAGAACUGAGUAAACUCUGAAGAAUUGACAGCCUUGGGUAUGGCGAGUCUCCCUAUUCCUGUUUCUCACUGGAGUCCUCUUGCCGAGCCAAGGUUUAAUCACUUCAGAAAGAACACCACUGGCAGACUAGAAAACUGUUAUUCUCUGAUGGGGAACGCCUCUGAGUGUAAAUUAGAAAGCCUUCUCUGGGUUUCAUUCUUCUCUGUCGUGACCAGAUCUGGUGUCCUGUAGGAUGGCCGCAAAGCCAGACAUUUACCUUCUUAUUCAUGAUGCUUCUCAGUGAUCUGGCUGGGGUUGCCCUUUGUACAUUGUGACCAUGCAGGCAAUGGGUCUCCUGGUAUCAGGAUUUUCUGGACAUCCAUUGUUUUUCCACAGAGAGCUGAGGUGGUUACGACUCAGUGAGCAAUAAAUGAAAUGACUUAGAAAUGCACAGUGUUGUUAUUGAGGUGUUUGAAAUUUGGUCCCAUUCCCUUGAGAGGGCCCACUCAGGAGGGACCCGGGUUGCCAGCUUCCGUGCCUACAGAGACCAGCGGCUCCACCAGCCACGUGCUGUCCCACGGGAAGGAAGGAGGGUCCGAUGGGAAGCAAUCUAUUUUGGAAAGCACACAACAGAGCUACAAACCUCCAAUGGUGACUUGUCUGCGAAUGUGUGAAAUAGUGCUUUUUUUUUUUUUUUUUUUUUUUUUUUUUUUGUCUAUUCUGCUGUAAAAUAAGCACUGGCCAAGUUAAAAACAAACAAACAAACAAACAAACUUUGUUUCUGUCUGUGUGUAGUGAGUGAGCUCAUACUCUCAAGCGUUUUUUUUUUUUUUAAUAACCUAAUAUAGAUGAGCCCAUGAACAUAGAUCUCUUGAUAUACAAAGGAGCUAUGCCAAACCCUUUACAGAUCAGCUUCUGGAUAUAAUAAUCGGAUUACUUCAGAAUUCCUCAUCCAAAUUCUAUUUCUCCUUGGCAACCUGUCAAGUGAAAGUGAAUAUCCUGCCAGAGAGUUUGCUUGUUUGUUUUCAAAUUUCUUUAUUUAUUUUUGCAUAAAUAAGGGAAAUUAUUGUUCCAAUGUACCAUGGAGUUGACAUAUUAAGUUUUAAACAGGAAGAGCCCAUGAAUGUUAUCUAUAUUUUGGGAAGUCUUAGACGGAAAAAACCUUCCUUGGAAAGCUAGCUGUUUAUUGUUCUUUCUGUUCUGAUUUAUCAUUCGGAGCAAUAGUGGUAGUAGUAGAACGGCUAUAUUUGUUUUAUUAGGUCAUGUCUUACGUUCCAAUUCAUCAUGAACAGAUGGGAGUGAGAUGCAAGGUAAAUGUUUUCAAAUAGCCAAAUUAAUUCUGGCAGAGAGGAAGACACCCAGGGGGACCUGGCCACUGUGGAGCUGCGCUGACAGAGUCACCCUAUGACAGCAGAGAUUCCUGGAGAGAAAAGAACGAGUCCAGGGGUUUUCUGUAAAACUUCAAUUCAAGGGACCUAGGGGAGAACCCUAUCUGUUUGAAAGAGACUAUCCAAAUUAUCGGUACAUAAAGUACUUUCACUGUUCCUGAGUACUUGGAGUAAUGUCAACUGAAGUACUGACAUUAAAAUUUUGCUCCAAUGAGGCAAAAAUAAUGCAAAACUAAAAUAACACACAAGCCUAAUGGCAUCCUUAUAUUAGAGGGUUUUUUUUUUUCCUUUGUAUUUAAACGGAUACUUGCUAGGUGGUUGAAAUUGUCUAUGUCUUCUUAUAGAGACAAAAUACUCCUACAGACCCGGUCAUGCAAUUCACUUAACUUGGCGAAGAGUUUUUCUUCUUUAAGUACAGAGGUCAGCUUCUGGCUAGCACCUGUGCCAGUUGCCACAAAUGCCAUGGUAGUGAAACCCAAAUUAACGAGUUUUCAUUAUAUAUAACCUCCACAGCCCGGUGCACUAAUAUGUAUUAUCAUAAAACCAUCUGCUAAGUACAGAGGACCGCAAUGAUCCCUUUUGCUGAUAAAAAUCGUAAUAAAUCUCUCAUCUGCAAUUGCUUGACCACAAAGACCAGUGUAGGUUUGUUUUUCAUUUGUCUCUUAGACACCAUAUAAACAUAAAUUGGAACUGCAAGAGUCUUUAUACCUUCCUACUGAAGUGAGUUUAUUAGACCAUUCAGACCAAGAGAGGAAGAAUAGGGAUAGAUGAUAAAUGCUAAUACUUCCAGAGGCAAAUUUGAGCCCUGGGGAGGGGCCGUGGCCACACCUCUUCCAAAGCUGAUCUUUGAGAGAGGUGUUAUGGAUGAGUCACUGUGAGCACAGAAUAUUAGAACUCCAAUAACAAACUAAACUUUCUAAACUGUCAGGAAAUGAAAUAACCGCCCUCUCUACAUUCCAUCCAAGCUGAAUAUUCAUUGUUUGUUUGACCAGCUUGUACAAAGAAUUGAUUGUUGCCCUUUUAUGACCAGAAUGAGGAGGGUUUGAUCAACAUAUUACUGUGGGAACAGAUUUUGUUUUCUUUUUUUGUCUUCUUACCUACUUUAUUCAUACUAAAGUCAUGCUAAACUACCUCAUAGGUUUGUGGUGUGGAUUAGCUAAUAAAUAAAUGUCAAGUGCUUAAAAAUAUAAAUCUCUAUAUAAAUGCUGCCUUAGUUUGCUUUCUAGUUUAAGAUUUGCAUGUCAAACUAACUAUCUAGGUAUUUCAUUGUAAUAUUCAUGUUGGUAAAUUUGGCUUUAAACUUAAUAUACGAACAUCUUGAUGUAAAAUGAAACUGAGAGUCCCAGCAUGGACUCAAACUCAAGUCUGGCAAAUGUAGCACCUAAGGAAACAAAAAGCACCUACAAGCAAAACCAAAAUGUUUUUCUUAAGCAGAUUUUAAAGCAGGCGUUCUCAAAGGUUGGGGGUGGGGGUGGUCAACACUGGUUUUUAAGAGUGUAUUAAGUAAUUUUGUAUCAUAAUCGUUAAAAUGCCAAAAAUUGUCAGUGAUUUAUAUUUAAAAAUUAGAGUGGGUUUAAGGUAAUGCUUACAAUCACAUAACCCUUCAUUACUUCACAUGUUGAGUGAAACAUAGAGGGAAGAGUCAAAACUAGUUCAGAUAUUUCUGAGUACCUACAAGAGAGGUUGUGUGGCUAGACAUCUGUUUUGAUUUGUAUCUUUCUAGAAAAAUGUUGAACAGUCUUUUUGAAAGGGUGUAGCCUAAACAGAAAGGAAAGAAAUGAAUAUCUCACAGUUUCUUAGUAACAUUGUCUGAAGGGUCUAUGGCAAUUAUUUAAGAGCUAAUUUUACUGCUGGCUCUACGUUGGUGCCAGUUUUUUCCUGUAUGAUUAAUUACUCCUUAGUCACUAUUCUGAGUAGCAGUUUUAUUUGCUAAUUUCAAAUGCCUCAACUUAAUUAGCAAUUCAUUUUGACCUUUAAAAACCACAUUCUAUAAUCUUCAAAUUAUAUGAGUAAGGGAAAAAAAAUCCUAUUUUACCUGUCCCCACCCCCACCCCACCUCCAGCUAUCACUAACACUUUACAUUGUUUCUGAAGAACAGUCUAACUAUUGUUACUCGCCAAACUUUGACAUCAUCUGUGGUUAUUUGAAGUCCCGCUCAAAUUUCCUCAUUGCACAGGUGGGCACUAGGAUCCGCAGAGACUGUUUCUCCUUCAGAAUGUUUAAAUAAUGUACAAAUGUAGGACAUUUGGCUGCUAAACUUAUUCAUUUUUUUAAUUAAAGAAAUAAAAGUGAAACUGAUAUACAC